AUGCCGCACCAGUACGGCGCGGGCGCGGGCGGCAUGGCGCAGGGUCCGCCGUCGCCGCCGCCGCAGCACGGCGCGCUGUACCCGCGCUACGCCAGCGCCGCGGGCCCCGGCGCGGGCGCAUACCGCCCGGAAGAGCGCCGUCUCACGCGCGAAGCCAUGGAGCGCUACUUGCGUGAUCGAUCCGACAUGGUCGUAGUUAUCUUGCAUGCUAAAGUCGCUCAAAAGUCUUAUGGCAAUGAAAAAAGGUUCUUUUGCCCACCCCCUUGUAUUUAUCUCUUCGGAGAUGGCUGGCGGCUGCGCCGCGAGCGUAUGCUUCGCGAAGGUGAAACAGAACAGGCUUCACAGCUAUGUGCGUUUAUUGGCAUAGGCAACUCAGAUCAGGACAUGCAACAGCUAGACUUAAAUAAUGGCAAGCAGUACUGUGCAGCUAAAACUUUGUACAUAUCAGAUUCUGACAAAAGAAAGCAUUUUAUGCUCUCAGUCAAGAUGUUUUAUGGCAAUGGUCAUGAUAUAGGAAUUUUUAAUAGUAAGAGGAUAAAAGUUAUAUCAAAACCAUCAAAAAAGAAGCAAUCUUUAAAAAAUGCAGAUUUAUGUAUUGCAAGUGGAACGAAAGUUGCACUUUUCAAUAGGUUGAGAUCACAGACUGUGUCAACGCGGUACCUCCAUGUUGAAAAUGGUAAUUUCCAUGCGUCAUCUACACAAUGGGGUGCAUUUACAAUACACCUUCUGGAUGAUAAUGAAAGUGAGUCCGAGGAGUUUGCAGUUAGAGAUGGCUAUGUACACUAUGGAUCCACUGUGAAGCUGGUCUGUUCAGUGACAGGCAUGGCACUACCUCGUCUUAUAAUCAGAAAGGUGGACAAGCAAAUGGCAUUACUAGAAGCAGAUGAUCCUGUGUCUCAACUACAUAAAUGUGCAUUCUACAUGAAAGAUACUGAGAGAAUGUAUCUCUGCCUUUCACAAGAAAGGAUUAUCCAGUUCCAGGCUACACCAUGCCCUAAAGAGCCUAAUAAAGAGAUGAUUAAUGAUGGUGCUUGUUGGACUAUAAUUUCAACUGACAAAGCAGAAUACCAGUUUUAUGAAGGCAUGGGACCUGUCAGGUCACCGGUCACGCCAGUUCCAUUGGUCCACUCUCUCAAUCUGAAUGGUGGAGGAGACGUUGCGAUGCUGGAGCUCGCCGGGGAUAAUUUCACGCCAUCUUUGCAAGUGUGGUUCGGCGAUGUUGAGGCAGAGACGAUGUACCGGUGCGCGGAGUCGAUGCUGUGCGUCGUGCCAGAUAUAUCGCAGUUCAGAGGACAGUGGCUGUGGGUACGACAACCGACGCAGGUACCAGUGUCCCUUGUGAGAAACGACGGUAUAAUAUACGCAACGGGACUGACGUUUACUUACACACCGGAGCCUGGUCCCAGGCCCGUGUGCCCACCCGUGGACGACGUGAUGCGGCCAGAGCAGGCCGCAGCCUGGCACCACGACGCCAUCAACAGCCACCGCCUGCCAGACAACGCGCACCGAUUGCCAGACAACGCACAUCGUCUGCCAGACAACAGCCUGCAAUAG
This is a messenger RNA of Parnassius mnemosyne (clouded apollo), 1554 nucleotides long. NCBI's taxonomy places the organism in Eukaryota, Metazoa, Arthropoda, Insecta, Lepidoptera, Papilionidae. The record is from the annotation of a GenBank genome assembly.